CAGUGGGCUCUAACAUAGAAAGAUCGUUAUGCAUAUAUGUACUUCCCUUUCAUGAGUCGGGUGUUUUUGUUGCAUUUUAUUGUGUUUUUUUUUCUUUCUAUGACGGUACCCGUCAGUGUUUGUCUUGCAGUCUCUGUCGCUAGGUAGCUUCAUAGUGUGACAGUUAGUUACCGCUCAGUCAUGAGCGGAGGGAGCUGAGGAUGCUACGUCUGCGCUGCAAGGCCAAGAACGGCACACACCUGAUGCAAGGUCUUACGCACCAGUCCUGCGUGCAGGAGCUGAAGGAUAAGGUGGAGCAACUGACAGGGAUCCCAUGUGAUGUGCAGAAGAUUAUGGUGGGCUACCCACCCUCCAGUCUAGAUCUCCGCAAUGGCGAUGCCCAUCUGAAGGACUAUCCCAUCAAGUCUGGUGACACGCUCAUUAUAGAGGAGGAGAAGAACAGGCCGAAGCCUCAGGCCCAAGCAGUGGCAGUGGCAGCGGUGCAGAGCAAAGCCCCCCGGCUGGAAUCUGUCACCGCCCUGGUGCGCCGUGCAGUCCCCGCAGACAACUCGUGCCUCUUCACCAGCGUCUACUAUGCAGUGGAGGGUGGUGUGUAUGACCCAGGCUGCGCCCCAGAGAUGCGGAGCCUCAUCGCGCAGAUCGUAGCCAGCGACCCCACCGCCUACUCCGAAGCUGUGCUGGGGCGCAGCAACGAGGACUACUGCUCCUGGAUUCGGCGUGACGACACCUGGGGCGGUGCUAUCGAGGUCUCCAUCCUGUCCAAGUUCUACCAGUGCGAGAUCUGCGUGGUGGACACGCAGACGGUGCGCGUCGACCGCUUUGGCGAGGACGCAGGCUACCAGCGGCGCGUGCUGCUCAUCUACGACGGCAUCCACUACGACCCGCUGCAGCGGGAGGCUGACGGCCAGCCGCCGCAGACCAUCUUCUCGGCGGCGGACGACGUGGUCCUGGCGCAGGCGCUGGAGCUGGCCGACGAGGCGCGGCGGAAGAGGCAGUUCACGGACGUCAACCGCUUCGCGCUACGCUGUAUGGUGUGCCAGAGGGGCCUGGUGGGACAGGCAGAGGCUCGUGUGCAUGCCAAGGAAACAGGCCACGCCAAUUUCGGGGAAGUGUGAUUACCCGCCGGGAAGGGGGGGGGGCGCGCUGGGGAGUCGCGGCUGCUGGCGCUUUGCUCUGCUUUUGUCGGUAAAAUGAUGCACCUCCAUCAUUUGUCACCCAGCUUGUUUAGACUCAAGAGCUUAAAUGUCAUCUCUGCUUUCAGCAAAGCGGAAAAUGGAAUGGAAAAAAUCCUCAAUCUGGCUUUGAAUCUAAUGUUACAGAUCUUCUGUUUCCUCCUUCUUGCUUUUUUGGUCUUUGGUGAAACAAUCCUAUACUCAUGUAAAUCGUUUCAUUUCAGUUAGCUGAGUGACAGAUGACUUGAGUGAAAAAUGUUGUUCUUUUUUUGUUUUGUUUUUGCGUGCUCCCAGAGUUCCGCUUCUGGAAUUCCACAGUUAUGGAUUUUGCCAGAAAACAGAGCAAAACGCAAGCACUGCUGAGUGCUCCCCCAGCCCUCAAACUUCCAGCCCACUCCAAUAACUCAUUCUGUGUUACGUUCUCAGUCUGCGCAAUCUACCUCACGUCACCCCACCUCCCCACGUGCUCCUCUGUGCUUCUACCAGCUCACAAGCUCUUCCACAAGGAAUAUGCUCCGUUUACCAUUUUUUUUUCCCUUCUGUUUUUAAUAUUAAUGUGUUAUUUCUGCACAUGCUGCCGAUUGUAUUGGGGGGGCUGGCUUAUUUGAAGACAUACUCCUUCAGAUUCUUGCUGUCGCCGAAAACAGAUUGCACACCUUAUCCCAGAUUUUGUAAUGGCCUUACCGUACUGCAUCUCACCUAGCAGCAAUAAAUUAUUGCUGUACCCUCCAUCUUUCCUGGUUUCGCAAACGGUUGGAUAUAGUUUCUGACACCUAAAUGGUGAUUUGACAGUUGUAAUGGAGUGCUUAGAAGGAAGAGGCAUUUUGUCAUGGUUUUUGUUUGGCAAGAAAAAUAUUUAGCUAGUGAAUACUGACUUUGUUUGGAAAAUGUUCUCAAGUUCUCCAGGUCUUAAUUUUAUGAGGGUCUGUUCAAGGAAAACAAGGCAUGUUUUCCCAUAAUUUGCACAGUAUAAGUGGUUAAUUUUUCCACCCAAUUCCAUUGGUACUGUAAUGCUGCUCUGUUUAUUACGAACUGGUAACUGCUGAUUUUUAAACUUGAGUAAUUGUCUGUAAAGGUUUCAUAAACAGCUGUUUCAUCUGACUUUUAAAUGUAUGCAAAUCACAUUUUUAGAUCCGUGUCUUGGAAUUGGAAGUGCAAUUUGACAAGCAUGAAAAAAAGUUUACCCUCUUGGUGCUUAAAGAAUCUUUGAGAGAAGAGUCAUAACAUCAGAAUUAGGUGGAUGGAGGGACAUUGGAAGAUAUUUCCAGAUUAGUAAUUGGUACUAUUUGGUACACAGCAUUCCUUGGGGUGCUAGAGAAGUUUUAAUACCUGGGUGCUACACUAGUUGUUUUGAAAGUGUGACUUUAUUUAAACAUCCUGAACGGAUACAGGAUAUUGCGGGUGACUGUACUAUGAUCUAUGGAAAGCUGAACUGUUACAUCCAGGCAGUCAGGCAUGCAGGCCCCAUGAGCCUGUGUGUGUUUUACUUUUGUGCAUGAACGUAUGGAACCUAUCUGCGGAGUGGAUUAGAUGAUCCACUCUCUCCUCCUCAUCAAUUGCAAGUAGGUGUACUUGCGGUCAUAUAAAUCUGUUCAAACUGACUUUCAAAUGGGAAUUCCCCUAAAUGAUAAACAAAAUAAAUAAAUAAAACAA
This is a messenger RNA of Paramormyrops kingsleyae, 2825 nucleotides long. RefSeq names its product YOD1 deubiquitinase (gene yod1). Gene Ontology annotation, molecular function: protein binding; cysteine-type deubiquitinase activity. Gene Ontology annotation, cellular component: nucleus; cytosol. Gene Ontology annotation, biological process: ERAD pathway; endoplasmic reticulum unfolded protein response; protein deubiquitination. NCBI's taxonomy places the organism in Eukaryota, Metazoa, Chordata, Actinopteri, Osteoglossiformes, Mormyridae. The record is from RefSeq and is a predicted model, not a curated record.